UUCUUACACACAUUAAUUUGGGUAUCCUGGACUUGGGGUUUUGGUACCUAGAACUUGUGCUUGCGCAGUCAGAGAAAAGGGACCGUCCUGAAAAUGAGCCAGUUAAGGGUGCCAAAUAUGGGAAUGUGUUUUUGUUUCCUCUUCUGGGCAGAUAUGCACUAUUUUGCUGCAAUAAGGGGGGCAACGGGCGGCUUCUGUUUCCUGCAGUCAGUCCACUCGUGAAAGGAACUGAGUUGUGUCAAGUGCUCUUCAAGAUUCCUUUCUAUAGGAUUCUUGACUAG
Messenger RNA from Dovyalis caffra, 281 nucleotides. Lineage: Eukaryota; Viridiplantae; Streptophyta; Magnoliopsida; Malpighiales; Salicaceae. The record is from the annotation of a GenBank genome assembly.